UAUUUUGUUUAAGCUUCUUUAGACGCGGCGCGUUCGCUUUUGCAUUUAUUUCGUGUUUAUUUGUGAACAGAAAGUUACAUUAUAAUGUUGAUGGCGACAUGUACAACGUACAUCUGCAUAUUACUUUGUUAAUGGAAACAUUGUAAUUUGAAUAACGCAAACAGAAACGCUGAAGACUGCAGAAACCAAAAACCAUUCACGUUUCUACUCGCGCACUUUAAUUCAUCUCAUGUGCAGUGUGUUGUAUAUGAGUGCAUGUGUGUGUGUGUCGUACGGUGUUCGCAACUCUCUUGCUUUCGCUUAUUGGCUGUGCGGUCUUGCUGUUUCUGUUGCGCACACGUUCGCUUUUGCCGGCAGUUUCGUUAUACGUUGAAUUGACUUCGGGUUUGGUGAAGCGCAAAUCGCACAAAUGCAGUGGGAGAAUUGAAAGUCACACAGAGGCAAUAAUAAUAAUAGCAAAACCAGCAGUAUUAAUUAAUUACAAGUCGAUAUCAAACUAUCAGCAGUAGUUCAAGUCAAAACCGAUGAAUCUAAGUCAAACCGAUUCAAAGGAAAUUCGUUAAAUGCGGCUUAACUUAAUGCCAUUUUCGGUUUGUGAUAGAAACCAGGAAAUUCGGCCUGCGUAACCGCAGCAACCAAAGGAGCACAAGCAGAUUGAAGCAGCAGCAGCAACAGAACAACUACAGAAGCAAAGGCAAAAACUGGACACAAAGUGUAUCAAUUAUAAUACGGGUGCAAGGCAAACGACGACGAAGGAUUCAACAUCGGGGGGAGCAGCCACAUUCACAAUGACAACAACAUCUACAACCACAAUUACCUCAGAUCCGGGCAUUCUGUGUUUUCAUCACUGCAACGUGAAAGUUUUCUGCUUCACAUUGCCACACACUUGCCCCCAUUGCAACGCGCAACUGGAUGCGGAUGCAAAUGCCGCUCCAGACAACGCAACUGGAGAUGCGACCAUAACGAGGCUGCUGCCCUUUCGUUUACCCUAUCCCUUCGUCCGUGCCACACAACAUCCCUGCGCCAUUGUCCUGCGACCCUCGACGGGCGAUUUUCUCAACGAUUACAGCAACGCGACAGAUUUGCAUAUCGCGGUGACCACAUCCGCCGGCGACAUUGUCGAAUUCGAUAGGUACGGACUGCGACGGCAUCGGCGCGACGAUAAUCCCCGCGACUGGCGGCAGUCGUUGCUCGUCGGUGAUUUGCCGGAGCCCUGGCACGACUACUGGGAUGAGAUCCUCGAGCAGAUAUGCGGCCAGUCGUCGCGUUGGUCCAUCGAAUGCUACGAGGAGACUAGCCACAAUUGCUACGCAUUUGUCCUGGCCUUCCUGCAGGCGCUGGGCCAUGCUCAGCUUAGCGAUGCCGCCCGCACCAAGACCAGCUUCUGUGAGAAGUACAUUGUGCCCCGCACCACCACCGCCGGCAAAUACAUCUCGCUCUAUCGCAGACUGCGACACGCGGGCAUCCAUGUGCAUCGCCAGCAGCCGAAGCAGUCCAAACACCGUGCCCCCAGAGUGGAUAUCUGCGAUGGCUUGGACAACAGCAAACUGCCAACGAACAAAACAAAGUUCGCCAACAAUAUGACAGCACGUUCACUUGGGCGUCAAAAGCUUUGCACCAUCGAGGAGUGACCCAGACGAAAUCAAAUCUCAACCAUUAGAGUCUAAGAUCACAUAGAAUUUCCUAUAUUCCUAGAUAGUUAUUUGUUCCUACGGUUUACAUAACUUUUGUAUUAUACGAAAUGCCCGCUUUGACUUCAUUUUAUGUUAUUCGUCCUUAUACUUUAUAAAUCUGUAUUUGUAUUUGUUUAACUUUAAGAGCGAUGUUAAUAAGCAAACAGUUUACACAGUUAUGUGUUUAAUGUGAUUUUAAACAGUGA
This is a messenger RNA of Drosophila albomicans, 1879 nucleotides long. RefSeq names its product MKRN2 opposite strand protein. The record is from RefSeq and is a predicted model, not a curated record. Bases 789 to 1631 code for a protein of 280 amino acids. NCBI's taxonomy places the organism in Eukaryota, Metazoa, Arthropoda, Insecta, Diptera, Drosophilidae. The transcript has 5 exons.